GGUCUGGCAGCGACGGCGCGCCAUCGGUCCAUCUCUAACGAACCCAGCAAGCCGGUGGUUGCGCGCGACAUCGUCCCGCUUAAAAAAGAAUUGAAUAGACGGGGAUAUUGAUUCGAAACAGUGCUGCUGAUCAAACAUGGUGAAUAAUUCUCUAUGGUUGAAACAACUGUGCUACCCCAAACGUCAGUUUACCAACUCGACACCUCUUAACUCCUACUCAACAUAACAAGAAACUUUUUAUAAUUAAUUAUUAACAAAACCAACACACAACAACAACACUAUCCACUUACUCAACAACAUCAACAGCAUUCGUUUAGUCUCAGAACGAAUACACAACAAUUGCUAGAGGAGUUAUCCCAGAAAUUAAACGAUUACAAGUGGGUUAAUGUGGAGUGAAUACCUGUGAAUACUUCCCGACAUUGAGCAUCGAAUUCCAUCGGCAACAGGAAUUUGUCAGCGAAGGAGAAGAAUUUUAAUUUGGAUUAUUGUUCGUUUCGUUUCGGUGUUUCGUCCAGCACAGGGUUUUUUGUAGGAUUUUAUUUAUUUAUUGCUUAAUUUAAGAUAGAGCUGAUCCUCAGCUUUGAAUAGAGAGGCUCCAAACCGAAGGGUUUAAUCAGAGAGUUAAUAUUGCAGGGUAAUUAGUCACCUAAGUAUCGCAUCUUCGCAGUUCCAAGCGGCGAGUUGUUGCCCCAUUUUCAUUAUGAAAAUAACGACAAUGAAGUUUAAGCGCAAAUAUGGCUGUUUAGAGAAUAUUUGAAAAGAAUUUCUCACUUAUUAAUCAAUUUGGAUUUUUGUUUCGACCCUCAUUUGUUACGUAGUCUUGUAUUUUAUAAGUUCCAAACGAUUGUUUUGCACAACUCAAGUCAUCCACCCAGUUAAAUCCGCACCGCCCAAUAACAUACAAUUUGAGUUCAGUUUGUUGAGGAGCAAGAAGAGUAAUCAGUAUUUAGUUAGAGUUGAGAGAGUUUAGUGGUUUUGUGCCGCAGAGUUUUGAAUUACAUUGAACACCGAACGAAGCACACUAUCGGCAUCAUGGAAAGCUUUGCGCCGGAAUUACUAUGGAUGGUAGUCAUCGGGUUCCUAAUCGCCUUUGUCCUGGCCUUUGGCAUCGGUGCCAACGACGUGGCCAACUCAUUUGGCACCAGUGUCGGCUCCGGAGUUCUUACCAUCCGCCAGGCAUGCGUGCUGGCCACAAUUUGCGAAAUUUCGGGUGCCGUUCUAAUUGGCUACAAGGUAUCGGACACCAUGCGCAAGGGAAUCCUGGAAGUUGGUCUAUACGAGGGCUCCGAGGAGGUGCUGAUGCUGGGCUGCGUGGCCGCUUUGGCCAGUAGUGCCGUUUGGCUGCUGGUGGCCACCUUUUUGAAGCUGCCCAUCUCGGGAACGCACAGUAUCGUGGGCUCUACGAUUGGAUUCUCACUAGUGGCACGCGGCGUUCAGGGCCUGAAGUGGUCUACCUUGGGCACAAUCGUCGGAUCGUGGUUCAUCUCACCGGUGCUGAGCGGAGUUGUGAGCAUCCUGCUCUUCCUGGCCAUACGUCGCUUCAUCCUACGCGCCCAGGAGCCGCUCAAGGCCGGAUUUCGAUCGCUGCCCAUCUUCUACGGUGUAACGUUCUUCAUCAACGUUAUCAGUGUGGUGUUGGACGGCCCCAAGCUGCUCUACAUGGACAACAUACCCACUUGGAUAGCACUGACCGCCAGUUUUGGUCUCUCUUUGCUGGUGGCCUUGCUUACGCAGUUGGUGGUGGUGCCUCUGCAGCGGCGCAAGAUUGCCAAGCGACUGCGGGCCGAGAAUCCUGUCAAGUUUAAUUUCGAGGACUCCGUGGAAUCUUCCCCGUCUGGAAGUCCCAAGAAGCAGCGUCGUCCUCUGUCGCUGGUCAGCGAAGGCAAACCACUGCCCGCCAUCGCAGAAAUAACCGAGCUGGUCUCGUUGAGCGACAACUCGCCCAGGACCUUCAAGUUGGCGCCAUUCGGAUUGGCGGCCAAGAACAACAACGCGCUCGGCGAGGAGUACAAGAUCGAUCCGCAGCUAAUCAAAAAGGCAGAGGACCUGCUGGGCAAGGCAAGCCUGGACAACACAGACCUCACGAUCACCAGUCUGAAUUUCAUCGACGAGCAGCAGCAACAACAGCAGCAGCAGCAAAAUGGACGCAAGUUGCAGGAGUGCUUCCAGCGCAUGCAGUCGCCCAAGGAGGAGCAGAAGAACAAGGCGAACCCCAUUGGCACGGACUUGGAAACCGGAACUACCAAAGCCACCAAUAACAACCUUCAAGUGGUGGAGAGCGGCGGCAGCCUUGAUCUGAUGAUCAGUUCCACGUUAUCGCCUAAUUCCAGCAAGGUUCCGCUGAUCGAGAGCAAAGAGGCGCUGAAUGAGGAGGAGCUGAAGCGAACGGCGGCCGGUGGACGAAGAACCAGUGGCGCAGAGGAGACUCCGGAGAUAUCCAUGCUAUUCUCGUUCCUGCAGAUCCUGACAGCCACUUUUGGCAGUUUCGCGCACGGCGGCAAUGAUGUGAGCAACGCCAUCGGCCCACUUAUUGCCCUCUAUAUGAUCUAUCGCGAGGGAUCGGUUAUGCAGCAGGCCGAGAGUCCCAUCUACAUUCUAAUCUAUGGCGGCGUCGGCAUCUCUGUGGGUCUCUGGCUGUGGGGACGACGAGUUAUCGAGACCAUUGGCAAUGACCUUACGAAAAUCACGUCAUCGACUGGCUUUACCAUUGAAGUCGGAGCUGCCAUCACCGUACUGCUGGCCAGCAAAAUUGGUCUGCCCAUUUCGACCACCCAUUGCAAGGUCGGUUCGGUGGUUUUCGUGGGUCAUGUGAGUGCUGCAGGUCGCACGAAGAGUCAGUCGAAGGAUCAGAGCGAUAAGGACGCCCCUAACGACGUUGCGCCCGCGGCUGAUGGCAGUGUCGAUUGGCAUCUUUUCCGGAACAUUGCCUAUGCCUGGAUCGUGACGGUGCCGGUUACGGCUCUCCUCAGCGCCGGAAUGAUGUAUGUGCUGUGUGCCAUCGCCGUGGACGACAUGGGUGGGGCCUAAAUACAGAGAACAGAGAAUGCCAUUCAAUUAUUAAUUGUAAUUGCAAAACUAAAGUAAUGUUUCGUAAUUGUACAAGUUGGAAAACACAAAACUUAAUAUUAAACACGCAAAAAGAAACUCAA
Molecule: messenger RNA, 3149 nt
Organism: Drosophila santomea
Lineage: Eukaryota; Metazoa; Arthropoda; Insecta; Diptera; Drosophilidae
Gene: NaPi-III
Product: sodium-dependent phosphate transporter 1-B
Exons: 7
Coding region: 1033-3027 (664 amino acids)
Biological process (GO): phosphate ion transmembrane transport
Cellular component (GO): membrane
Molecular function (GO): phosphate transmembrane transporter activity
Source: RefSeq, a predicted model, not a curated record